This is a messenger RNA of Anopheles bellator, 401 nucleotides long. It is a transcript of the gene Rpp14a, whose product is annotated as ribonuclease P protein subunit p14. The transcript has 2 exons. Lineage: Eukaryota; Metazoa; Arthropoda; Insecta; Diptera; Culicidae. The coding region runs from base 81 to 401 and encodes 106 amino acids. Gene Ontology annotation, biological process: tRNA 5'-leader removal. Gene Ontology annotation, cellular component: ribonuclease P complex. The record is from RefSeq and is a predicted model, not a curated record.
AAAGCAAAACACAUUUUUUCUCGAACCGAAAAGCGGCCGCAGAGAUUUGUGCAAUUUAAUGUAGCAAUUUUCAAAGUAUUAUGAGCGAAUACUUUUACUUUGACGUAGAACUCAAAUUUGCUCGAGAUCCGGACCAACUAUUGCCGAUUUACGUGAAGGCGAGCGUGGAACAGUCGCUGCAGAAAGUGUUUGGCGAAAUCGGUGGCCAGACCGUGGUAGAUUUGCUAAAGUUUGACGCCCUGCGACGGCGGAUUAUCUUGCGGGUGCCGAAGAACUUUUAUGUCAAGCUGCGCGCAGCUCUUACACUGAUUGGCGAAUUUCAGGGCGUACCUUGCCAUUUCCUGGUGCGAAAGGCCACUCCGUUGCUGCUGACGCUCGUGGAAACACAUUUGCAGUUCUAA